AUGUUCGAUCAGAAUCUACAACAUUCCUCUCACACAGACCAACACACUCUCCACCAAUGUUCGAUCAUAAUCUACAACAUUCCUCUCACACAGACCAACACACUCUCCACUAAUACCAACACCACUCUCCACCAAUGUUCGAUCAUAAUCUACAACAUUCCUCUCACACAGACCAACACACUCUCCACCAUGUUCGAUCAAUCUCACACCAGACCAACACACUCUCCACUAAUGUUCGAUCAGAAUCUACACAUUCCUCUCACACAGACCAACACACUCUCCACUAAUACCAACACACUCUCCACUAAUGUUCGAUCAGAAUCUACAACAUUCCUCUCACACAGACCAACACACUCUCCACUAAUGUUCGAUCAUAAUCUACAACAUUCCUCUCUACAGACCAACACACUCUCACCAAUUCGAUCAUCUACAACAUUCCUCUCACACAGACCAACACACUCUCCACCAAUGUUCGAUCAAUCUACAACAUUCCUCUCACACAGACCAACACACUCUCCACCAAUGUUCGAUCAUAAUCUACAACAUUCCUCACACAGACCAACACACUCUCCACAAUGUUCGAUCAUAAUCUACAACAUUCCUCUCACACAGACCAACACACUCUCCACAAUGUUCGAUCAUAAUCUACAACAUUCCUCUCACACAGACAACACACUCUCCACAAUGUUCGAUCAGAAUCUACAACAUUCCUCUCACUCUCACAAUGUUCGAUCAAAUCUACAAAUUCCUCUCACAGACCAACACACUCUCCACCAAUGUUCGAUCAGAAUCUACAACAUUCCUCUCACACAGACCAACACACUCUCCACCAAUACCAACACACUCUCCACCAAUGUUCGAUCAGAAUCUACAACAUUCCUCUCACACAGACCAACACACUCUCCACCCGAUCAAUCACAACAUUCCUCUCACACAGACCAACACUCUCCACCAAUGUUCGAUCAGAAUCUACAACAUUCCUCUCUACAUUUCCAACACACUCUCCACCUCGAUCAGAAUCUACAUUCCUCUCACACAGACCAACACACUCUCCACCAAUGUUCGAUCAUAAUCUACAACAUUCCUCUCACACAGACCAACACACUCUCCACUAAUGUUCGAUCAGAAUCUACAACAUUCCUCUCACACAGACCAACACACUCUCACUCGAUCAGAAUCUACAACAUUCCUCUCACACAGACCAACACACUCUCACAAUGUUCGAUCAUAAUCUACAACAUUCCUCUCACACAGACCAACACACUCUCCACAAUGUUCGAUCUACACUCUCCACUAAUGUUCGAUCAAUCUACAACAUUCCUCUCACACAACACACUCUCCACUAAUGUUCGAUCAUAA
Penaeus vannamei (Pacific white shrimp) is the source of this 1359-nucleotide messenger RNA. Lineage: Eukaryota; Metazoa; Arthropoda; Malacostraca; Decapoda; Penaeidae. The record is from RefSeq and is a predicted model, not a curated record.